Molecule: messenger RNA, 804 nt
Organism: Macrosiphum euphorbiae (potato aphid)
Lineage: Eukaryota; Metazoa; Arthropoda; Insecta; Hemiptera; Aphididae
Source: the annotation of a GenBank genome assembly
AUGUACAAAAAUAUAAAUAAUAAAGUAAAAUUUAAAAUUGGAGCUAAAAAUGAUAUUUUAAAUAGUUGUGAAAUUGUAGACGAUAGUUUUAAGCAACAUAAAGAAUCUACAGAAACUAUAGAAAAUAAAAUCAAAGUAAAUACUAGAAAUACCAAAGUAAAUAAUUCAAUUUUAAACGAGCAAAAUGAUAAUAUUAUACUGUUAAAAAAAUUAGCUAAACAAGUUCAUGACCCUUAUGAUGAGUGGGGGGAUUAUAAUAAAAAUAUUAAAGAAAAAUAUUUCGAAAUAAACAAUGUAACUCUAUGUGAAAUAGAUAAAAUUGAUAAUAGUAAUAAAAUAAAUGAUACUUAUGAAACACUAAAUAAAUCAAUAACUUCUUUAGCUUCAAAGUUCGUUAAGCUUGAGAACGUACCAUCGGAUGGUAAUUGUGGUAUACACGCGCUAGUUAAAAUUCUAAAUAAUGAACAAAUAAAUGUAAAUUUCAACCAAAUCACAGACUUGUUAAAAUUAACAAAAUAUAAAAUUCCAAUAUGGUUAGAAACCGAAUAUUUAGCAGCUGUCACCAAUCAUUAUAAUUUAAACUUGAUAGUAAUACAAGAAUCACUAACUAGCGAUAAUAAUUUCACAGCGUUAGCAUAUUAUAAACCUGGGAGAAAAUAUGUAUCUGUUUUUUAUAAUUUAAAUCACUGGACGCCGGGGGUCCUUUCAAACGAAAUUAAUACCGAUGUUAUAAACUCCGUUGUUAUCUACGAUAUACCAUCACUAAAAUCACGACACAGCAUUACACAAUCUCGUUACGAAUGA